CCCAACCUUGCCCCUCGUCAUAGUGCAGUGCAUUGUGUCGGACAGCACAUAUCAUUCACUGCGCACUGCGCACUGCAGACCGAAACAUGUUGGAUACAUUCGAGAUACUCACAACUUCGGGCGUUGUCCUCUGGUCACGCACCUACGCCCCCAUCGGGCCAAAUAUUAUUAACAGCCUCAUCCGCGAUGUCUUUAUCGAGGAGCGCAUACCACCGCAGUCAGAAGACACAGGCCAGAAACCAACGUACAGGAAAGAGGGGUACACAUUGAAGUGGACGACGGCGAAGGACUUGGGCUUAAUCUUUGUGGCUGUAUACCAAUCUCUGGUCCACUUGACGUGGAUAGAUAAGCUCCUCGACAAUGUGCGUGCACUCUUCACGGGAUUGUUUGGCGAGGAGUUGAGGAAGGAACAUAGCAGCCUGGUGGACUGCGACAAAUUUGGUCCGUACUUUGACAGGCAGAUUCAAGAGCUGGAGAGGACGAGCGAUGGGUCGGCCUCUGCGCCCAAUGUCAAGCUUACCCCCCCUUCCAGUUCGAAUGACAGUGCGGGAGAAGAACCCCCUUUGCUGCCGGCCUUACAGAAGCCGCAGAGACCGCUGUAUGAUACCUCAGCUGAUUCUACCCCGGUUCCUACUCCAGACACUUCGCGGCCUACAACCCCAGCACAGAGCCACUUGGUAACAGCGAAAGCGCGACCAGGUGGAAAGCUCUCUCGAAGAGACAGGAAGAAGGCUACAGCGGUAUCGUCGGCCCCAGCAUCAUCUGGAGACGAGGCAAGCACAAAGCGCAAGGCCAGUGGCAAAAGCGCUGCAAAGAAGAACAGGACAUGGGGCGAGUUCGGUGCAGAAGAGGACGAUCCAUCCAUGGUCCUUGACUACUCUCAAGCUGACGCCCGCGACUCAACCUCCGAAACUGAGACGCUGGAAGAAAUCAAGCCUGAGACAUGGGGACGGAAGACGGGCAAGGGCCAGUUUGUGUUGAAGGACUUGGACGAGGAGAUGGACGCUAUAAUAGCGGGGCAGAAUGCGGAGAGGCAAAGCUCUGUCGGUUCAAGUGGGAUUGUUGGAUCCAGUCUCGGAGCCAUAGGUGGCUUGUUCAGGAACGUCGUGGGUGGGAAGACGUUGACAAAGGAGGAUCUUGCGAAACCGCUAAGGGGGAUGGAAGAACACCUCCUGAAGAAGAAUGUUGCAAGAGAAGCCGCAGUACGAUUAUGCGAGGGCGUAGAACGAGAUCUCGUUGGCCUCAAGACAGGCAGCUUUACAACAAUCGAAUCUACAAUCCGCACCUCCAUGGAAAAAGCCCUUACAAAAAUCCUCACACCAACCUCCUCCCUCGACCUCCUCCGUGAAAUCCAAACAGUCAACUCUAGCGGCCGACCCUACGUCCUCUCCAUCGUGGGCGUCAACGGCGUCGGUAAAUCGACCAACCUCUCCAAAAUUGCCUUCUUCCUCCUCCAAAACCACCACCGCGUACUCAUCGCCGCCGCCGACACUUUCCGCUCCGGCGCCGUCGAGCAACUCCGCGUCCACGUCAAAAAUCUAAAGGAACUUAGCAAGCGCGAAGGGGGCGAAGUCGAUAUCUUUGAAAAAGGCUACGGCAAAGACGCUGCUAACAUCGCUGCCGACGCCGUAACCUUCGCAUCUAAAAACUCAUUCAACGUCGUGUUAAUCGAUACAGCAGGCCGUCGCCACAACGACCAACGGCUCAUGUCCUCCCUCGAGAAAUUCGGGAAACUCGCUAACCCGGAUAAAAUCCUGAUGGUGGGUGAAGCGCUGGUGGGAUCGGAUUCUGUGGCCCAGGCGCGCAAUUUCAACAAUUCGUUCGGCCCGGGGAGGGGAUUGGAUGGGUUUGUUAUCUCCAAGUGUGACACGGUGGGGGAUAUGGUGGGUACGUUGGUUAGUAUGGUGCAUGCAACGGGGAUUCCCGUGGUGUUUUUGGGGGUCGGGCAGCAUUAUGCGGAUUUGAGAGGACUGAAUGUGGGGAGUGUUUGUCGGUUGUUGAUGAGUUGAGUUGGUGGCUAGGCUCGGUUUGAACGGUCUAGGAUAUUGCACUGACUGACGGUGUAUAUUUUUGAGGUAAUUGAUGGGCGAUGCAACCCGCCCUUGUAAUGAUUGACUUCCUGUAAGGAUGAACUUUGGCUCCUAGGUAGUGUGUAUAUACAAGUGAUGCUUGCUGUGGGCUCGAAAACCCCUAGAGCAGCUGUC
This is a messenger RNA of Lindgomyces ingoldianus, 2204 nucleotides long. RefSeq names its product P-loop containing nucleoside triphosphate hydrolase protein. Gene Ontology annotation, biological process: SRP-dependent cotranslational protein targeting to membrane. Gene Ontology annotation, cellular component: endoplasmic reticulum membrane; signal recognition particle receptor complex. The record is from RefSeq and is a predicted model, not a curated record. The coding region runs from base 87 to 2009 and encodes 640 amino acids. Gene Ontology annotation, molecular function: GTPase activity; signal recognition particle binding; GTP binding. The transcript is spliced from 3 exons. NCBI's taxonomy places the organism in Eukaryota, Fungi, Ascomycota, Dothideomycetes, Pleosporales, Lindgomycetaceae.